Molecule: messenger RNA, 2202 nt
Organism: Symbiodinium natans
Lineage: Eukaryota; Dinophyceae; Suessiales; Symbiodiniaceae
Source: the annotation of a GenBank genome assembly
AUGUCCGUGGAGCUGGCGCGCCGCAUUCAGAAUGCCUUCGACAACGUCGACCUGGAUGGAAACGGCUUGAUCUCCAAAGAAGAGAUCCACCAGCUGUUUUUGAGCCUCGGGGGCUCCGAACUCGACGACUUGGUCAGCAGUAUGGACACGAACAAAGAUGGCAAAAUCUCUGCUGAGGAGUUUGUUUCGUGGAUCCUCAAUCAGGAGAAAGCCUCAGAGACCUCGGUGCGAAUCAACAUGGGCCAGCUGAUGGAGAGGACGGCAUCGGCAUGUUUGGUCAAGCCCGAGUUUGUGACACCCGAUGUGCCUCAAUACGACCUGCGCUGCCUGCCGGACGACGACAGCUGGCUGAAGCUACGGCAGAAGCUCCAGGACGACAAGGAGGUCUUCCAAGACAAGGUUUUUGGCCCUACUGACGACUCCUUGUUUGGCGGCAGCGCGGUGGAGUUGGGUGACAAAGCCGCCGGGAAAAGACCCUUCAAGGUGGAUCACUGGGCUCGCAUCUGGGACAUGGCCAAAGAAGGUUGCAACGGACCGCUGAUCAAGGAUGGAGCUUGCGCGCACGACAUUCAGCAGGGCAAUCUGGGGGACUGCUAUUUCCUUUCUGCCGUUGCAGCCGUAUCGCAGUCCGACGUGCUCGUGGCUAGACUGUUGCCUGGGUCCCAGACCAUCAAUCAGGAGGGGAUCUAUGCAGUCCGUUUCUGGCAGGAUGGGGCCUGGCGGAUCGUGGUGGUCGACGACCAGUUACCUUGCAGAGGCAAAGACCAGCCCAUCUUUGCAGCUGCCAGAAAUGGAGACUUCUGGGUGGCGGUUGUGGAGAAGGCUUUUGCCAAACUCAAUGGGAGCUACCGCGCCAUCUCCAGCGGCUCGCAGCCUGACGCGCUCUUCUGUCUCACAGGCAUUCUUAUGCCCCGGACCCUGAAGCUUCGGCCGUAUCGCGCUGACCCUUCAGACAAGCAGGAGCUGUUCAAUCUCAUGUGCGAGUGUGCCAGCACGGGCGGCCUGCUGGGUUGUGCGAGCAAAGGCAAGUGGGAGAUGGGCAUUGCGCCUUUGCACGCCUACACCAUCUUGGGCCUGUGCCAAAUUCGUGCCGGUGGAGGGAUCGAGAGGCUUGUGCACGUCCGCAACCCCUGGGGGUCGGGCAAAGAGUGGCAGGGCAGGUUUUCCGAUGGAGACGCGGCCUGGAGCGAGGUCAGUGCCAAAGACAAGGAGCGUCUUGGCGGCGCCAGGAGCCACAAGGAUGGAACCUGGUACAUGAACUUCGACGACUUCUGCGAGCACUUCUUCUGCGCCUACUUCGGCUUACUCUUCCCAGCUGCGACGCACAGCCUGUACCAUGUAGCAACAGAACAUGUGGCCGGCAAGAAGCCCGCAACAGUUGUGGUCAAGGCUGCUUCUUCUGGAUCCGUUCGCGUCCUGUUCGGUGGACCGACGUCGCGUGCACUGCCGGACUCUGCCGAGAGGGCCGCAGUGUGCCUCCUGUGUGAGAAGUCUAGGGGUGAUAGAGUUGAGCGGAUAAAGGCAAGAACGAGAAGCUCGACCGACUGCACCUUCACAGUAGGGAAAGGAGACAUUCUUGCCUUCAAGUUCACUGCGGAGCCCAGCAGCCGCAUCUACCUCAGCAUCGUGUGCCCGUGUGACUCAGAGGUCACGGUGGACCAUGGCGACGGUGAGGUCGAGCUUUCUGCCCCUCCAACUAUGGAGAAAGACGAAGACCCGGACGAAGAAGCCAUGCUGCAAAUCGUCCGCAAAGCUGCGGACUUAACUGGCUGGAGCAACGAGGAUCAGCGGGCCGUCGCCGAAAAGCUCCAGUCUGCAGACAUCUGCACUCCCCAUGCCUUCCUCACCCUUGUCCUCUCAGGCAACAUCAACGCCCGACUCCCCAAGAACAAGGGCUUCGGGAAGCGCAGCUCGCGGCAUCUGUUUCGCGUGGCCGAGGAGCUCGCUGAGCUCGAGGGAGUGGUCGCGAGCGUGGCGAAGCAGACGGGAUGGGGGGCAGAGGAUCAGACCAAGGUGGUGCGGAAGUUCGUCUUGGCAGGCCUCUGCUCCUGCGAGGAGUUGGCCGAUGCGCUCCUUGAUGGCAGCGUGAACCAUCGGCUGGUGGACGUCGGUCAGCAGCCCUUCGGCCGGCAGUCUGCUACUGCCCUCCAAGCCUGGGCAAAGAGGUGGAGCGCAAUGAGCUCACCCGCUGUCGGGCAGUGA